AUGGGUCGCGAUGCGCACCAUCGUCGGAAACGUAAAACUGGAAAAGAUGACGAUUCAUCGGAUGAAAGCAGGCAACGUUCUUUAUCUCGAAGUCCAGAAAAAAAAUCAAGACGUGUUGAUAGAGGAAAACAUAAGGAAAAGUCGCCGGGUACUCCUUCAUCUAACAAGAAUGAGGAAAGUAUAUCAAUUGAAGAAACCAACAGGUUACGUUUAUCGCUUGGUUUAUCUCCACUUGAAGUUAAUAGUGGACCGAAAGAACGAGAAGUGGAAGGAAGUGAAGGUACAGAAAAAGUCUACAAAGAGGAUGGAAUGGAAUUUGUGCAUAAAAAAGCCGAACAUCUAGGAGAAAAAAAGAGGGCUGAAGAAAUGCGGGAGAAAUUAUUGGUGGUUCGUGAUAAACGAAAGCUGUAUGAAAAAGUAUUAAAAGUGAAACCGUUGGCAGAAUCCGAUUCCGAGGAAGACACGGCCUCUUGGGUUGCAAAAAAUCGUGAACUGGAAGAAGAACGGAAGAGAGCGGAAGAAAGGGCUAAAAUUCUGGAUGAUAUGGACGCUGAUUUUGGUGUUAAUGCAUUGAUAAGCGAGGAGAAUAAAGUGAAACAGAUCAGAAAAACCAAAAAACGAGGACAGAAAUCAGAUCUCGCAGGUUUAGUGGUGGGCCAUGCCAAAGAGGACUUCGAGAGUAACGAAACUGUUUUAGUUCUCGAAGACAAAGGCGUUUUGGAUGAAGGUGAAGAAGUGCUUGUAAAUUUGAAUUUGGCUGAGAACUACAGGUAUCAGAAGAAUGCCGAAUUCAAGAGAAAGAAGAAUCGCUAUGAGCCUUAUGAAGAGGAAUUUGAUGAAUAUGGAAUGCCCAAAGAAAAAGGACUUCUAUCAAAAUACGAUGAAUUGGAAGGUGAAGCAAGGAAGACUUUCCGUCUUGAUGAAGGUGGCGAAGUUGAUAUUGAUAAAGAGCGGGAAGAAAUUAAAAUGCGUCAGAAGCUAUUAAUGGCAAACAAGAAACUAGAAUCGCUGGAUACGCUGAAGUACACGGUGGCCAGUGAAUUUUAUACAGAGGAAGAAAUGCUUUCAUUUCGCCGACCGAAGUCAAAAAAAGACAAAAAGUUGCGUAAGAGAAAGGAAAAGAUGUUGAAAGCUGAUGAUCUCAUUCCGGAUGAGUCUGCAUUGGUUGAUGAUACUGGAAGAGCGGCUAAAAUAGUAAAUCGACAGCUCAAAGCGGAACCAUUUGGAAUUAAAGAGGAGGAACAAACCAUAAAGGAUAAACCGAAUCUGGAAGAUGGAGAACUUGCAGAUGAUGACGAGAAAAAGAGCAACUGGCGUGCUGCAGAAACAAGUGCUUUUGUAGAUGUUCAGAAUUUGAACAAAUUGGCUAAACAGGUGGAAGAAGACGAAGAUGAUGAUGAUGAUGAUCUGGUUAGUGGUGUGGAUUUAUCCAAUGUUGUGAUUGAGGAUGAUGCUGAAGAAGAACUAACACUGAUAUUGGAUCGUGCUCGUAGACUUAAGCAACACGAAAUUAAAAAGGAAAAUGCAGAAAGUGAUGCUGCAUUGAAGGUGCAUGAAUUGAUAAAGAUACAUUCGGUGAAGGAGGAAGCGAUGGAUGUAGAAGAGGAAGUUAAUAAAGGCGGUGUUGUUAUUGAUUCUACAAUGGAAUAUUGCCGUAAUUUAGGUGAAAUUCCAACGUACGGCUUGGCUGGUAACCGGCAAGAUGCUGUGGAUGUUAGGGAACUGAACGAACCAGAGGCUAUAAAAACAGAAGUAGAAGAAGAGCCAAAUGCUGAUCGUUCACCGGCUGAACAGCAUCGCAGUCAUAGAAGAUCGGAGCAGGAGAUAAAAGGUAAAUGGACAGAAGCAACUGCAUCGACAUCUGCUUACGACAACAGAAAAACUAGGAAGAUCAAUGGAGAAAAUGAUGAUAGUGAUGAAGAAGCAUAUAAUGUGUUGGGUGAAGAACGUGAUGUAACAAAGGGUGUUGCUGCGAUGUUGAAGUCUGCUGCCGAGAAAGGUUAUCUUGAUGCUGGUAAAGAACGUAAGGUGAAAGGUCCUUCGCUGAAACAUCUGGAAAGCAAACGUUUUUCGCAAAUUGAAACCAGUCGAUAUGAUAUUGAGGAGAAAUAUACGAAGAAACUAGAAAGGAUGGGAACAACAGGCACGGGUCCUGUGCGACCAUUUCCAGAGAAAGUGGAUUACAAACCAGAUAUACAGAUAACAUAUGUUGAUGAACGUGGAAAGGAAAUGGAAUCAAAGGAUGCAUUUCGUGUUCUUAGUUGGAAAUUCCAUGGCAAAGGACCAGGAAAAAAGCAAAUUGAGAAGAGACAAGCGAAACAGGAGAAGAAGGAGCUUAUGAAGAAAAUGAAUUCCAUGGACACGCCGUUGGGAACGCUUAACAAACAGUUAAAGAAACAAGAAGCGAUGCAAUCUCCAUAUAUUAUUCUAAGUGGUUCUGGAAGAGAUACAGGGGCACCCUUGAAGAAGGAAUAA
Messenger RNA from Cercopithifilaria johnstoni, 2475 nucleotides. NCBI's taxonomy places the organism in Eukaryota, Metazoa, Nematoda, Chromadorea, Rhabditida, Onchocercidae. The record is from the annotation of a GenBank genome assembly.